This is a messenger RNA of Eimeria tenella, 5964 nucleotides long. RefSeq lists its product as uncharacterized. Bases 1 to 5964 code for a protein of 1987 amino acids. The transcript has a single exon. The record is from RefSeq and is a predicted model, not a curated record. NCBI's taxonomy places the organism in Eukaryota, Apicomplexa, Conoidasida, Eucoccidiorida, Eimeriidae.
AUGAAGGGCCUUAGUACUUUUCGUGGCAGUAGCGGCCCAAGUCAUAUUGUGCCUCCCGACCACGGGGAGUCGGAGAGCUCCAAAGAGCUGGUCUUACUGGAUGCACUGACUGGAGAGGCGUUCCGGUUUGUGUUGCCACAUAGUCACUCUGGGAGUAAUGCUCGAAGAAAGCAGGAUGCUGGGUUGUCUUGCUCCCAAGAGAGAGCAGGGACUUGCUCGUGGUUGAGCCUUGACCGCUACAUCCACCAGCUGCUCCCAAGUAUUCCACCCCUUACACGUGAUAAAGAUGUAGUAAAAGAUCAGGGUAAACACACUAACGGGAAACAGCGUACUACUUCCGACUGCAGGGAACCCCAAAGGUGCCUCUGCUUUGUAGAGGCUACGGGAAGGAGCCUUUCAGCGGAGGCAGCAGCCUCAGCAGCGGGGCAAGGAAAACACACGGGCAGCAGCAGCGGCAACUACGCCAGCAGCUUCCUACAACUACAGGGUUCUCUGUCGCUAAUUUUUCUUCGUCCAGAGUUGCUUUUGUGCUUGGGGCACAGCAGCAGCGGAGCACGAGCACCGCCUGCACAAGCAACAGCUGUAACAACUGCCGUAGGAGAACAAACAUUUCACGUAGCAUCCAGUGCACUUGAAGCCCCCUUUGCUUUUGAUUCGAACGUUAAAACGGCAUUGGAGAAGACGCAGGCAUGGGCUGUUACUUCUUCAGCAAGGACUGGCGACGCAGUAUCAUUAGGCGUAGGGCGCACAAUUGAUCUUGGAGAGAAGCACGACCCUGAUCUAAACUGCGCAUGCUCAAGCGCGGGAUUUGGAUUCCCGUCGGCUCCAUCUCAGCAGCGACUUGCUAGUGGUGAACUAAAAGCCCUCAGGGCCGCCGCGCUCCUUGAUAGUGAUGCAUCGUUCAGGUCGUUCGGCAGCAACAUAAUUGCAGCGGUCCCUGUCCUAUGCAUGUCCCGAGAUGCUGCUGCGGUUGCCGCUGAUCUCCACGUGCGCCUUGGACGGCAACAGAGGGCUGCUGAUGUUGUCAUUCAUGCCUUGAUGAGGCAUGCGGAGCUCGCGCUCAAGUGGGCUGAGGCUCUCAAGUUGCGGCUGCAUCAGCAGGCGAAGGCGCAGGAGGACCUCGUCAUCGGAUUUGACCAAAUACUUCUCAGAUUGCAGCGGACACCGCUAGACCCUGUGUUGCUUAUGUUGGAGCAGUUAAAAAGUGAAGCCGAAAUGCAGUGGCAGGAGCAACAAGGGUCGGGGCCCGUUUCCUGUGCAACCGAUAGCACUUCUCGUGCGUCCCCAGCAACUGGGCAGAGCAGACAGCAGGACUGUGCGGAAACUGAGAAAUCCGAGGCUGCUUUUGAAGGGACCUCAACCGCAGAUAAGCUGUUUGGUCUAGCUUCACUAGAGACAGUAUCAACAGCAACCCCAGGGCGGCUAGCAGCAAGAACAGGAACAGCAAGGUCUACAACAAAAUCAUCAGCAACCCCAACACAAGCAGUCCGUCCUACUGCAAGUAUUUCUAGUCUGGCCGUUGUAAUAUCUGGUGAAGGCCCUCCUGCGGAUGCAUUCCAUUCUCCAGGAAGUAUUCCUGAUGGAAGCCAUUCUUCGCAGCACUCGCCAGUCGAAUUUAUGGCUGCUUCUGGUGGUUCAUGUGUCUCAUCUGCAGCGUCUGGGAAACAUAUGCUAUCCCAUCGUGAAGAUUUGCAAAGAACUGGAGACUGUUCCCCCGUAGUGAAGCCAGAACAAAAGCCCGUGCACCCCGGCUCCCCUAUUACAAGUGUGGAGGGAGACGCAGCGUUACUUGAGCACACAGUCGUCUCGAGGGAGAAGUGCACCUUACCUGCAGCAGCAGCUGCUGGAAAGCUGAGGACAACUGCCACUCUAUCCGGCAACCCAACGCAAGCCGGUAGACCUGCGACUUCAGACAUAGCAACGGGAGCGACGGAACUGUCGGCAACAGCAGGCCCUAUUGAGGACACAAGCAACUCACAAAUCAGGUGCCGCCGUGUUGCAGCGAAUGAAAGCAUCCCACUCAAAGUAAGGCGGCAGAGCAGCAGCCUUUCUGUGAGGUCACCGUCACCAAUGCGCCGGCAGGCAACAGUUCCCACCCCCAUUCCUGAAAUUGCAGACGUAACAGUGGGGAAGACAGCUACAUCAGUAUCAGUAGAAGCGGACGAUUCAGGAGCAUCGCGACAGUCAGCAGCCUCGCUUCUGAACAUCCCGGCUAUUCGCGCUUUUGCUGCGUCAGUGUUUGCAGAUCGUACAGCAGUGCUUCAGCAAGUAGAGCAGCUGCAGCAGGAUAUCCAGGCAGCAGCUUGUACCUUCAGGUCCUCAGCUAAUCAGCUGCUUGCUGCAGCUGCUGAAACGAGGGCAGCCAUGUCAGCGCUACUUGUUCAGCAACAGGAGCUGACAUCCGUACAUACUCGAGCCUUUGCUGCAGUGGCUAAAGCAGCUCCAGCUCCUCCUAUUGCGUAUUCUAACUUUGCUCCUCAGCAGCUGCGGGUCCUUGCUGCGCACCAGGGAGCUGCUAUGGAGGACCUGCAGCAGCUACAGCACCAGCAAGAGGACCUAACAGAACAGCAGCGGGCUGCUUGGACACGUCACUGCCGAAAUCAGCUGCAUCUCAUUUGUACAUGUUUACGGGGACGACUAAUGCUGCGACAGUUUCACGAGAAGGGCUUGGCGUGCAGCAGCAGGGCACAGCGUGUCGAUGCUGCUCUUGUCCAGCUCCGGCGAAUAUAUGCGUGCCCAGCUGCCUUUGCUGCAGCGGCGAGGGAGACGGCACGACGGCUCGUAUUUGCUAUUUCCUUUCGUAAAGCUGCAGAGUUAGCCCAAGGCGUCCUGCAACGCAUGCAGCAAGAGGAACAGCAGCAACGGCUACAAUUUCUUGAUCGUGCUGCUGCAUCCCUCCCUGCUGCUGCAUUUUGGCCCCUCUUGCGCAUAGUUCCACAGGAAAUUAACAUAACACUUCCCGAAGCUGACGAGCUGUUUAUGUCCUUCAUAAACCAAGCAGGCCUCACAGCAGUUAUCGAAGAAUGGCAGCGGCUUCACAAUGGAGAAGAAGCACAGGGACAGCAGCAUCGUCAGCGGCGCGGAGACAACACUCUGUUGCAGGCGUUGCUUUUGUCUGACCUAGCGGGGAGCCGACAGUAUUCGGGGAAGGAAAUGCACGUGCAGCAGCAACAGCAACAGCAGCAUCAGAAGCAUCCCCGGAGUCUACUGCAACAGGGGCAACUUCCUAUUCCCCAGAACCAUGAUUACCCGUCUCAGGGUGAAGCGGGCACUUCCAGAUUCACCAUGCAUAGCACAAAGUUGCAGGAGCUGCAGCAUGAGCAGCAGCCACUUCAGAGCUCGGACAGCGCAACGCGGGGUACGGACAGCGCAUCUUCGAGAGUGCACCAGCUUGAAGACAAGGCGCACAGAGAAGCGCAGACAAGAUUUAAUGUAGAGAUUCCUGAAGUGGGCCAACAACAAAAGCAGCCCAUCUCUUCAGCAACGGUUCCAAACUCUCCAGAUUCCCUACAGGUGCUGAAGGAUGAACCUGCACUGACGCAGCAAAGAUGGCUCCGAAACGUCCCUCAACUUGCCAGUAAUGCAACAGCACGCCGUACCAAGGAUCAAGAGCAACGGCAGGUGCCGCUUUACAAGAAUUUCCCCUGCAGCCUUCAUGAUUUGGCAACGACUUCUCUACUGGAGUCAUCGAUGUCCUUACAGGAAUCAGUUCUCCAUCCAAGACGAGAAGCUACACAGUCAAUCAUCUCCGAGAACCAGCAAAGCGCGCAUCAGGGUGAUCAGCACCUGUUUCUGCAGCAGUUGUUACUGCAGCAGCAGCUCCAGCAGCACCAGCGGGAGACGGCGAAGUGUCAGAAGCCUCUUGCACAAAGUCUAGGUUGCAGUGAAGAUGUGCGAGGCACUGAAUCGUCUUCGAAAGCCUGCCGGCAGCAACAGCAAGCCCAAACACUAGGUCAGGCGCAGCAGAGUCUCCCCCAGCCCUUGCCUCUGUUGCAGCUGCAAUGCCCACCGAAGCAGCAGCAGCCACCUCAUGUGCCAUCGCCUUACACAAAAGGUCAGGCAGAAUGCCACCAUAAAUAUCAACGGGAAUAUUUUCAAGUGCGACAGCAAGAGAAUAACGCAAUACUGCUUCACGGGCGGGAAUGUGGGCUUACUGGGCUGCUGCAGCAGGGCAGCGAUGUGCCGCUACAGCCGACGAACCGCUUAACAAGCCAGCUACAAAAGCAAUUACUUUUGCGUGAGAAUCAGCGUAUACUUGGCUCUUUGAACGGGAGCAAAGUCCAGCCUGGGCUUCAAGAAAGCCACCCAAAAAAGCAUAAUGUACGAAUACACCAGCAGCAGUCCCUGUCUUUGUCUGCUUCCUGCGAAGAGGUUCACAAAGUGCAACUUGGCCAACUUGGGUUUGGAUUUGACUGUGUUCAACAGGACCAGCAGCAGAACAGUUUGCUGUUAGAACCGAACCCGCGACAGCAGCAACUCCCGAGUCACUGGAGUCCACAUAGUGAGGCCGUAUAUUUGACCCAGCAUCGGCUGCAGCAGCAACAGCCACCACGGCGACCCUUAACUCAGGAGUAUUCGCUUGGGCAGGAGCUGGAUCAGCAUAGACCGCAUUCGCAACACCAAAGUGUGAGGGAGAUGGAUCAGUCACUGUGGAACAGGAUGCCACCGAAGCCAACAAGUCGUUCGCUGCGACGGGGAAAUUCCCAGGUGGUUCCCGCCAGCCUUGUACAGUUGCCCCCUUGGUUUACUCAGCUAGAUUGCAACGAAACUCAGCUGUUGCAGAAGUCAAAGCAUCGUACGUGGGAUCACUACCUGACUGUAGGCUCUGAACGGUUACAGUUAGAAAGAGGGUCCUCUUCCCACAAGCAACAGUACCAAUGCCAGCACGUACAGCGGGAGCAGAGACAGGGGCAUGAAUGUGGAGACCAUAGGCUGUUGCAGAAGCCCGGUCAAAGAGUGGAUGAACAGCAACACGACCAGCUUUCCGAGCAGCGGGGUCAGAUGCAGCAGAAGACGUUAAAGCAACAGAACGCGAGCUUCGUGGAACAGCAACAGCGUAUGCUGGAGCAACGACAACACCCUUUAGAGCCACCAACCACGGUCACUUGGCGGCAAGGCUGUACAACGUCGAGAGAACAAGAAGAGGCGAAAGCGGAGGAAGAAACGGAAAACGUCCAGAGGGACCAGCAACACUCAGUAAUGGCUGCACAGCAGUUGGCACCUCAACAGCAGCUGGUGCGCCAGGAAAAGGAAUCAGUGUUGGAAGGGGCCUCCGGCUCAGUAGCAUUAACCCUAAAACUGAGGCAACCACUGGUGGCUCAGCACCAUCCGGAAGUACAACAAAUGGCACGACAGCAGCGUCGCACAGCAGAACUUAGUGGCGAGCUGGUGGAGGCGCAGCACCACUCUGAUCUCCUUGCAUCCGCUGGCAUCGUCUCAGCCGACGUGGAGGACAGCGCACAAGCAAAAACCGUCGAUGCAGCUCCUGGUGUGGUUGUUUCCCGUACUAGGAACUACAGAGUGGAAGACCAGCUCCCACGUAAAAAUGCAAACCUGGAUGCGCUGCGAUUAAGGCCUGCAGAAGCAGCAAUCGCUGUUUGUGUUACCGCAGGAAGUGCUGGAAACCUAGAUGUACCUGGCAACGGCGAAUUGGUCGCCUGUGUUCAGAGAAACGGCGACGGAGGGACUUUCGAGGCUGCAGUUGCGGAGGAAGGACCACAGGGGGCCUACAGAAGUCCAGGGCAAGUGGCUUGUACCACAGAAAAUGCCGGGACAGCAGCACCGACCAGCUCACAAUUUCGAGGAGGCGAUGCUCCUGAGGGCGCGCGGCCCCUAAGACGUGGUUCUCUGGCGCAGCCUGCGGGGUUGAAGGGAAAUACAGCAGUGGAACUUGCAGCGCUGUCGCCGGGUGCGGCCACAGCAGGGGUUCAGAGUUUAGACAAGGCUAAGAGGAACAGCUUUUGA